AAGAUCAUCUCCAAAUCUUGAUGACAGUCCACAUCACAUCCGCCAAGCAUCAGAAACAUCGAAAACAUCUUUAAAACUACUUGAUCAGUCCUGUACAGUGUGACGAUGAGUGCAGAGAUGGAAGGGAAAAUCGCCGACCCUUUUAGCGCCGAGGGAGAGGAUCAGCCCGCGACAGGCGUCCUCGGGAGACUCUGGCUGCCCAGAGGCCUGUCUGCCAAGGUAGCGAAGGAGUGGUUGGACCGUAGGAGGAAGUCCAUCCGUCCCUGGGCGGCGUUCGUGGACCAGAGGAAGUUUUCAAAACCGCGGAACUUUGGGGAGCUGUGUCAGCGAGUAGUUCGCAACCUGGACACCUACCACAGCAACUACACCUUCAUCUUCCUGGCACUCAUCCUCUACUGCAUUAUCAGUUCUCCGUUGCUGUUGAUUGCUCUGGCUGUGUUUGUCGGUGCCUUUUACAUCAUCCACCUCAAAUCACAGGAGUCCAAACUGACAGUGUUUGGGCGAGAGCUGACUCACGGACAUCAGCUGGGAUUGGCUGGAGCAGUUUCUCUCCCUGUGUUCUGGUUGGCCGGUGCAGGUGCUGCUGUGUUCUGGGUGUUGGGGGCCACGCUGGCUGUGAUUGGUUCCCAUGCUGCAUUCCGUGAGCUGGAGUCAUCUGACAUGGAGGAACUCCUCAUGGAGCCUGUAUAAACAUUGACCUUUACAUGCCUUCGUUUCCCAGAAUGCACCUGUCUUGCCAUCUCAGUA
Messenger RNA from Chanos chanos (milkfish), 747 nucleotides. It is a transcript of the gene rabac1, whose product is annotated as Rab acceptor 1 (prenylated). Gene Ontology annotation, cellular component: Golgi apparatus. The coding region runs from base 106 to 690 and encodes 194 amino acids. The record is from RefSeq and is a predicted model, not a curated record. Lineage: Eukaryota; Metazoa; Chordata; Actinopteri; Gonorynchiformes; Chanidae. The transcript is spliced from 6 exons.